GCCAGGCUGACGUGGUGACGCAGGGUCGGUGUCGGUGGGAGGCUAUUGUUCUGAGCUGUCAGUGUCGCUGGUUCUGGUCCGGAGGGGAAGGCGAUACCGAGCGGUCCACCUUCACUCUCAGCCUCUGGUCCCCGCUGCUCUACCCCUGGCACGGACAGUCUAACAAAGCCCAGUGCUCCGGGCCGCUUGACAGAGCCGCCAUUGAUAGGAAGCCAUGGCAGGUAAAAGAAUGAUCCCCAGGUAGAGGUAUACAGAUGGUGAAUUGUGCAGAGGUACUAUCGAAGUCUGUCCAUUCAGAAAUACCUGGCUGGAUGCAGACCGUGAAUUUCCCAAUUCUCUGAACCCAGAGGGCACCUCUGCUUAGCCCACAAAGCAAGCUCACGUUGUAGUCUCCUGGCCAGGCUCAGCCGAGGCACUUAAGAAGUGGACACUGUUCCAGAGAUGGGCAUUGGUAGGAACCCGUCAUCUAAGGUAAUGGAAUCCACCAACUCAACAGAUGGGAAAUAUGAAGAGGAAUCCAAGCACACCACCUUCUUCACAAUGCCAGUGGUCAUAAAUGGAGGAGCUGCAUCAAGUGGGGAUCAGGACACUGAAGAUACAGAACUCAUGGCCAUUUAUACCACGGAAGGUGGUAUUGCAGAGAAGAGCUCUCUGGCAGAGACACUGGAUAGCACUGGAAGCUUUGAACGUCAGCGGAUGGAUAUGAUUUACACAGUGGAGGAUGUUCCUCCCUGGUACCUGUGCAUUUUCCUGGGGUUACAGCACUACCUGACAUGUUUCAGUGGGACUGUGGCUGUCCCGUUCCUGCUAGCAGAAGCCAUGUGUGUUGGGUUUGACCAGUGGGCCACUAGCCAACUUAUUGGGACCAUUUUCUUCUGUGUUGGAAUCACUACUCUGCUUCAGACAACAUUUGGGUGCAGGUUACCCUUAUUCCAGGCAAGCGCAUUUGCUUUCUUAGCGCCAGCUCGUGCUAUCCUAUCCCUUGAGAAGUGGAAAUGUAAUGCUACAGAUUUAUCCAUCACCAACGGAACUGAGCUGUUAAACACAGAAGACAUAUGGUAUCCAAGGAUACGAGAGAUACAAGGUGCCAUUAUUAUGUCCUCUUUGAUUGAAGUGGUCAUUGGCUUCCUUGGGCUCCCUGGAGCCUUGCUUAGGUAUAUUGGACCCCUGACCAUUACUCCCACUGUUUCGCUCAUUGGCCUCUCUGGGUUCCAGGCUGCUGGGGAGAGAGCAGGCAAGCACUGGGGCAUCGCUAUGCUAACCAUUUUCCUGGUCCUUCUUUUCUCUCAAUAUGCUAGAAACGUCAAGCUUCCUCUUCCGAUCUAUAAAUCCAAAAAAGGAUGGACAGCAUACAAGUUCCAGCUUUUUAAAAUGUUCCCGAUCAUUAUGGCUAUCCUUGUUUCCUGGCUGCUUUGCUUUAUCUUUACGGUGACUGAUGUUUUCCCACCGGACAGCACCAAAUAUGGGUAUUAUGCACGGACUGAUGCCAGACAAGGGGUAUUGACUGUGGCCCCGUGGUUUAAGGUGCCUUACCCAUUUCAGUGGGGUCUUCCCACUGUGUCCGCAGCUGGUGUCAUCGGAAUGCUGAGCGCUGUGGUAGCAAGUAUCAUUGAAUCUAUAGGGGAUUACUAUGCCUGCGCGAGACUCUCUUGUGCACCCCCACCUCCUAUCCAUGCUAUCAACAGGGGGAUCUUCAUUGAAGGCCUGUCCUGUGUCCUAGAUGGAGUGUUUGGUACUGGGAAUGGAUCAACUUCAUCCAGUCCUAACAUUGGAGUGUUGGGUAUAACCAAGGUUGCCAGUCGUAGAGUCAUCCAGUAUGGUGCGGCAUUCAUGUUACUACUUGGAAUGAUUGGGAAGUUCAGUGCACUGUUUGCUUCUCUGCCCGAUCCAGUUCUCGGUGCCCUAUUUUGUACUUUGUUUGGCAUGAUCACCGCUGUGGGUCUCUCCAAUCUUCAGUUUGUUGAUCUGAACUCUUCUCGGAACCUUUUCGUCUUGGGCUUCUCCAUUUUCUUUGGUCUUAUGCUUCCAAGUUAUUUAAAGGAGAAUCCUCUAGUUACAGGCAUUGCAGAGAUCGAUCAAGUGUUAAAUGUGCUUUUGACAACAGCAAUGUUUGUUGGAGGGUGUGUUGCUUUCAUUUUGGAUAACACUAUUCCAGGGACACCUGAGGAACGGGGCAUUCGUAAAUGGAAACGUGGGCUGAGCAAAGGAGGCUCUGCCAUAGAAGGAAUGGAGUCCUAUGACUUGCCGUUUGUGAUGAACUUUCUCCGAAGAUACAAAUUUUUUAGCUACCUUCCCAUCAGCCCCACAUUUGCUGGAUAUCAGUGGAAAUCUUUCCGAAGGGGUAGUAAGACCCGGAGAGCAGAAAUAGAAACUGAACCUACCGUAUAGCCCUGGCCUUCCGUCCCCCACUACCAUUCAUAACUUAUCUUAUCGUACAGUUACCAGUCGUUACAAUUUCUUGCCGAGUUUACCAAGCCUUGAACCAGACGAGUUUUUAGCGUUUUUGUCUCUGUAUUUGAAUAGAGCAUUUCUAGGGCUGAGACCCAGGGUGCAUUAUGGGCUUUAAAUCCCUUAUACCAAUUUAAUAUUGUGCCAUAUAUGCAGUGAUUCAAUCUUUGUUUGUUUUUUUAAAUAAUCUUGCUCUAUUUUCCCAAAAACUCUUCUCUGUACAAUUUUUUACAAACAUUUGGCCCUCUUUCUCUUUAAUCUGUUUGUGCUUUGCUCUGCAUGGCAGACCUUUUUGGUAUAUAAAUGGUUAAUUCAACACUGGCUGGUUAAACGGGUAUUGGUGCCAAUGAGUUAGGCACACUUUGGUUGUUCCCCUCUGUCUCAGCUCGAGAAUAUAUGUAUUUUUUUUUUAUUUUUUUUGUCACCUAUUCUUACCAAUGCUCUCUUGAAGUAAUGGGCCACCAUUCUUUAAAACAAUACUUUAUCCCUGUAUUCCAUCGAGUUUUUAGUUUAAAAAAACUGGAUGCAAUCGGUUUUCUCAUGAGAGUUUUAUGGCCAGUAGAUGUACUUUGUCAUCCUGGUUUGCACCUUAACCAUCAGCCAUACAUACAGAUGAUUCAUGAUGUGUAUAUAGAUUUAGUUGAUGGGAUAUCUAAUAUCUACCAAGUCUUUGCACAUGGCUCAUAAAAAGUCAAUUUUUACUGCACUGAACUGUGUUUAGGCUUGUGCUAAUUUAUUUUUCCCCAUAUUACCCUUUUAUAACUUAUCUUAAUAUUUCUGAAUGUAUUGUAUGGUUAAUUGUGGGUUUUCCAUGCAUUGAUUCUGCUACCGUAAGCAAUAGUUUUAGUAUAAUUAUCCACAUAGGUCACAGUAAAAAAGAAAUAUAUUUAAUGACACAAUUCUACAUUUCAAAAUGCAUGAUCAGUUAUGAAUUUGAUAACUUAUUAGGCCAUCUAACGAAUAACUGUGAACAACGUUACGCAACUCAGGACAAGAUGCUGGGGAACCUACCGAGUUACCAGUGUGGCUAUUUUAUUCUGAUGUUUCCUUGCCAGAUCACCACAAAUCACUGUAUAUUGAAUGAAACCUAUAUACCCAUAUUUUAAAGACCCACUUUUUUUUUCCUUCUCUUCAUGAGUCAUUACUUAAAACCUGUUAAGAAAAACAUCCAAUCCACUUAAUCAGGAAUCCAUCAGAUGCAGUGAAGACUUAACUUGUGAGCUGUGUGCAAAGCGGGAAGCAGAGCCCAUGUUGGUUUUUUGGUAUUGCCAAUAACUUAGCACGGUUGACAAUUUUCAGAGGUGCAGGCCCCUCUGACAUUGCUGUUAAAGCUGUGAUGAUUCCAUGAGUGAGAAUGAUGUAGAAAAAUGCUUUAUGUACUUAUAUAUAUAUUUUUGUCACAGUGAUACUUUGGGUUUACACAUUUCUCAGUAUUUUCAUAGAUGUUUUACAUAGCAUUCAUCAACUCCUCUGUUCUGUAAUCCAAGCAGCAGGCGUUGAGGGAGAAACCUAAUAAUCUCAUGACAGUGUCAUGUGACUAAUUCUCCUGUGUACGUAUGUAUAUAGAAAUAAAAUUAUACAUAUGUUUGAGUAGUCUGCGUGUAUACAUUUAACUAAUCCUGUAAUGUUCCUUUUGUGGAAAGCCUUAAGUAGGCAAAAAAUCCUCACUCUUUGAGGCAAAUUGCCUUGUAAGGUUCUCUCAUAUCCUGUUGUAAAGGCACUUAUUUAUAUUGAGGGUGAAUAUUCUAGUAUAAAUAUUUUCUGUGGCCUCGGAAUCUAAUUCUCAAUAGGCAGAAGACUUUGUUCAUUGGUGUCUCGUUGCCACAUAAAUGAUAACAUUGUAUGAAACGGUAAGCAAGCAACUUUAAAUAUGUCAGCCAGAAUUACCAAGCAUGAAAAGAACACUCCAACUCAUUGUAACCAAAAAUUGUCUCCCACUCUAUUUUGGUACAAAAGUUGGCCGGUUGACGAGUUGGUUGUCGGUUAACAGAAUAAAUGUCACUGUUUCUUGGGAAAGUGAUGCAAAUUUUUAAUUCUAGCUGUAAGGAAUGCAUACACAAUGUGUUGCCAUUUUCUUUCUCUUCCUUGUAGUUUUGUAGGUUUAAUCAGUAAAUUAGAUCUUUUUAGCCUAUUCUAUUUUAUUCUACAACGAUGUUUACCACUUGGACCCAUUCAUUAGACUUGGACUUAAUUUAAUAUUCCAAUCUGUUUGCCCAUCCAUUGCUUUGUACAAGCCUGCACAUUAUUUGUCUGCUGGCAUUUUUCACCACUGACUUCUGCUAUGCCUUAAUAUACUUCUAAGAUUAUGACUUCCUCCAAAUUUAUGCAAUUAAAGGAAUAGUUAUGUGCAUUAACACUCACCUGUGAAGGUUGCAGAAAAGGAUUUGUAGGUGUCUUUGCAGUUUCAAGUGAGGCUUGUCGUUUCAAGAUUGAGACAUUGACCAAAUGGAGAAAAUGUAUAGACUCUGAGCGAUUCUAUUCACUUGGACCAUAUUUUCCAAAUGGGUUCCCUUUAUUCAUGUUUUCACUAUCUCACCCUUUAGAA
Pelobates fuscus (common spadefoot toad) is the source of this 4993-nucleotide messenger RNA. It is a transcript of the gene SLC23A2, whose product is annotated as solute carrier family 23 member 2. NCBI's taxonomy places the organism in Eukaryota, Metazoa, Chordata, Amphibia, Anura, Pelobatidae. Gene Ontology annotation, molecular function: transmembrane transporter activity. Gene Ontology annotation, cellular component: membrane. Bases 442 to 2388 code for a protein of 648 amino acids. The transcript is spliced from 17 exons. The record is from RefSeq and is a predicted model, not a curated record. Gene Ontology annotation, biological process: L-ascorbic acid metabolic process; transmembrane transport.